CAAGUAUUGAUUUUGCAGCCCUCGUCGAAAAAGCAAAACAGCUGGCAGUUUAAACGUUUACAUUUUUUUUAAUCGUCAAAGAAACUGAAAUGAUAAAAGCUAUACUUGUCUUUAAUAAUCAUGGGAAGCCGAGGCUGUCGAAAUUCUACCAGUAUUUCGAUGAAAGCCUGCAGCAACAAAUAAUCAAGGAGACGUUUCAGCUGGUUUCCAAGCGGGAUGACAAUGUUUGCAACUUUCUGGAGGGCGGAAGCCUAAUUGGCGGAUCGGACUACAAGCUUAUCUACAGACACUAUGCCACGCUGUACUUUGUUUUCUGUGUGGACUCCUCAGAGAGCGAACUGGGCAUCCUUGACUUGAUCCAGGUCUUCGUGGAAACCCUUGACAAGUGCUUCGAAAACGUCUGUGAGCUGGACCUCAUAUUCCACGCCGAUGCCGUCCACCACAUUCUCUCAGAACUGGUCAUGGGGGGAAUGGUCCUGCAGACCAACAUGAACGACAUUAUGGCCAGGAUCGAGGAGCAGAACAAGAUCGUCAAGCAGGAGGCGGGUAUUUCGGCAGCGCCAGCGCGGGCUGUGAGCGCCGUAAAGAGUAUGAACAUUCCGCAACAGAUUAAAGAUAUAAAGUUACCUGAUCUGCCGCAGGCAAUUAAGGACUUUAAGUUCUGACAAUUGUACGUCUCAUAAUCUCAUACCUAUUUAUAAUCUGUUGAAGUUAGUGCUUUCCUCAGUCCUUCAAGAAUUUCCAGCAGCAGUCGACUGUUUUCGUAAUGUUAGGUCCCAUUGAUUUUACACAUGUAUCUCCUCUACCGAAUAAAUAUGCAAAUUAAUUACCAGUAGCAAGUACAA
Drosophila biarmipes is the source of this 845-nucleotide messenger RNA. RefSeq names its product AP-3 complex subunit sigma-2 (gene or). NCBI's taxonomy places the organism in Eukaryota, Metazoa, Arthropoda, Insecta, Diptera, Drosophilidae. Gene Ontology annotation, cellular component: membrane coat; AP-3 adaptor complex; intracellular membrane-bounded organelle. The transcript has 4 exons. The record is from RefSeq and is a predicted model, not a curated record. Gene Ontology annotation, biological process: intracellular protein transport; Golgi to vacuole transport. The coding region runs from base 90 to 665 and encodes 191 amino acids.